Malus domestica (apple) is the source of this 1318-nucleotide messenger RNA. RefSeq names its product calcineurin B-like protein 10. The record is from RefSeq and is a predicted model, not a curated record. Gene Ontology annotation, molecular function: calcium ion binding; kinase binding. Gene Ontology annotation, biological process: calcium-mediated signaling. Lineage: Eukaryota; Viridiplantae; Streptophyta; Magnoliopsida; Rosales; Rosaceae.
UCGCGGGUCUCUUGCUCGUCCACCCUGGAAGCAAAUGUAUAAUCCGCGCCAGCGGCGCGAGAGAGAAGCAGCCCCUCGAAGCCUUCUGGUGCACCCGAGGACAUUUUUCAUCGAAAAGCACAAGGCACAGAAGAAGUAGCCUCUAUCUGAUGAAUUGUUGCAGACGACAGCAAUGGAAUUCUCGAGAUCGAGUUCGUUAUCAAUCGGAGAGAAGAUCUGCGCGGCGUUUAUACCGUUUGUAGCUAUGGUAGAGGCGCUGGUUUUCGCCGUGAGCGGUUGCUGCAGCCACCGUUCCUGCCGCCCAAUCAACCGCGGUUUCGCUUGCGGCUAUAUGUCUCACCUCGCCGAUGAAACCAGAUUUACUGUUAAUGAGCUGGAGGCGUUGUAUGAGCUUUUUAAGAAGCUGAGCAGCUCGAUUAUCGACGACGGAUCGAUUCACAAGGAGGAGCUUCAAUUAGCACUAUUUCAAACUCCCCAAGGCGAAAAUCUGUUCCUUGACCGGGUUUUUGAUCUAUUUGAUGAAAAGAAAAAUGGUGUCAUUGAAUUUGAUGAGUUUGUUCAUGCACUCAAUAUCUUCCAUCCUUACGCCCCUAUUGAUGACAAAAUCGAUUUUGCAUUUCGGCUGUAUGAUCUGAGACAAACCGGAUUCAUUGAGCGAGAAGAGGUUAAGCAAAUGGUGAUUGCCAUAUUGAUGGAAUCCGACGUGAAAUUGCCGGAUGAUAUUCUUGAGGAAAUCAUUGAGAAGACAUUUGCCGACGCUGAUGCUGACAAAGAUGGGAAAAUUAACAAAGAAGAAUGGAAGGUUUUCGUGCUUCGGCAUCCAUCGCUUCUAAAAAACAUGACUCUUCCUUAUUUGAAGGACAUCACGACAGUAUUUCCGAGUUAUAUUUUUCACACCGAAGUUGAAGACUGAGCAUUUGAAAGCCUUUUCCUACAGAGGAUCUUUAGAAGAAGAGCAUAAUUCCAAAGCUCCUGCGUAUUGCGGAGAUACUUCCAUCAAUUCAAAGGGGGAAACAUCCGAGUUUUAGGCAAGGCCGGGAUGGCUGCACCGCAAGAUUAUGCGUUUGGUUUAAACUUCAAACCGCAACAAGAAAUCUUCAUCGAUUCAAAGCCUUUGUAUUUUGUACAGUGAGGUCAUUUUUGUAGUGAUAUUUAUAAAUAUAAAUAUGUAGUGCUUCUUGUUAAUACAUUUUUGUAGUGAGAGAGAAGUCAUUUUUGUGGUGAAUUUGGAUGUAGAUGCAAACAUAUUUGCCAAAAAAAACAAGAGCUCUGUAGUAAAAGUUAAGCUUCAAGUAACAUUUAAAGGAGCUGGCCCUUA